Messenger RNA from Lagopus muta (rock ptarmigan), 13036 nucleotides. RefSeq names its product protein tyrosine kinase 7 (inactive) (gene PTK7). Gene Ontology annotation, cellular component: plasma membrane; axon; neuronal cell body. Lineage: Eukaryota; Metazoa; Chordata; Aves; Galliformes; Phasianidae. The transcript has 20 exons. Gene Ontology annotation, biological process: protein phosphorylation; synapse organization; homophilic cell-cell adhesion. Gene Ontology annotation, molecular function: axon guidance receptor activity; ATP binding; protein tyrosine kinase activity. The record is from RefSeq and is a predicted model, not a curated record. Bases 9183 to 12482 code for a protein of 1099 amino acids.
GGGCUGGGGUGUGCUCUGCUGGGCCUCUGAGUGCCUUCAUUGAACCCAUUAUGUCAGGUGGUGGAGACUUUCGUGAGGCCAGGACAGGUUAUGGCAGCCUUUGUGUCCUGCAGGGAAACUGGUAUGGGCAGACUCCUGUCUGGGAGACCAGGUGGCACAGCAGCUUUUGGCUGUGUGAACCCUCCAGCUCUGGUGAGCAAGAUGGUGUGGGCUGGGAAAAGCAGCAGCACUCCUGGGGCUGGUGAUGGGACUGGGAGCUCCUUCAAGACGAGGGACGUGGUUUAGUGGGCACGGUGGUGAUGUGUUGGCAAUCAGAAUAGAUGACCUUAGAGAUCUUUUUCAACUGUAAUGAUUCUAUGACUCUGUGGCACGGCUGGGAUUUAAGCGACCUCCUUUCAGCUUCCAUCCUAGAGGACAGGAAUGCUGCUGGGUGCAGUUCAAGCCAGCCUGUAUAGUGCCAGUGUCACAGCAGUCCCUCCAGCUCUGUACCCAGCACCCAAGGUGUGAUCGGCGCCAUGGAGAGCCCAAGCCUCCUCCUGGCUGCAGAAGGCAGGGCCAGUGUGCCAGUGGGCAGCUCAGGCUGGGCUGUUCUCUCUGUCAAACACCGUGCUGGCACGAAAUAGGCACAGUGUUGCUUAAGACCUCAGAUAAACACUUUCCUCAUUAGGAUGGCUUGUUGGCUUCUUCAAGAGCACAAAGAAAGCCUUUGAUUCCAAAACAUACAGCGACUUUCCAAAUGGUUAAAGGCAGGACAUGCUGUGGCUUGCAAGUGCCUUUGUUGCUCUCCGUGCGGCGUGCUUUGGUGUGUGUCCCUGCAGCCCCAGGGAGGUCCGUUGCCUGCUCUGUGGCAGCCACCAGCAGUGCCCGUGUCAGUGGGAGGAGAGGUGGUGUUCCUCGUCUUUCCCAGCAGGAACAAGAAGGACAACCAGCUGGCUGGUAGGGCUCCGUGCAGGGCUGCGCGUGCAGCUCUCCCACACCAUCCCUGGGAGCAGAGAGAAGUUCGUGCUGCUGAGGAGAGGCUGCAGCUGCCCUGGAGAGGGGCCAGUGUGGAUAGUCGUCUCCAGCAGCUGAAGAUUCGUGCAGAUCAUUGCAGACCAAAGAAAACAGAGCUUCCUGCAUGUUGCUCAUUGUUUUCCUUGGUUCUUCUCCCGCCUUGCUGCCUGUUGUGAGCACUGAAAGCCUGGGAGCAUCCUGAGGUGGUGAGUGCUCCGAGAAAUGCCAGUCCCCAGGAUGAGCCUUGUCCUGUAGCCCCACGAUGGCUGGGUGUCAUCCAGGCAUUUAGAGGGCUCUGUGUCCUCCGGCCAGGUUCAAGCGGAUGUUUAGCCAAGUUCCAAGUGAAAGGUUAGCUAUGGAGAUGACAGAUGUGACUUCUCCACUGGGUUAACUACUGAGGGCUCUCCUGUUGCCCGGCUCUGAGCCGUGGUGUCCACUCAGAGCAUCUCUUGUGUCUUCUGGGAGCCAAACCACCACUGGUGGGGAAUGAGAUAUCAGAGGUGGGCUGCUGAGAUUGCUAGGUGAUUGCUGGAAAUCACUGAGACCUUUAGGAUAGGAGUUCUGGGCCUUUCUGUAAUUCGGCACUUUGCAUUGGGUGUAUCUGCAGCAAACAUUCUGCAUAGUUAUUGAUUUGUGAGAGUACUCCAGAAAGUGCUCUGCUUACGUCUUCUUCCCACACGGUGACUUUUCUCCAUUUUUAGCAGAGGUAAUGUAGCAGUAUUUCAUAGAGAAACUGCCUUUUAAUUAAUAUUAUAUGAGCACAGGAAAUACUAGCUUCUCUGUCUACUUACCUAUUUCUGUGGCUUUUAAUAUAGGUUCAUAAUUGGCCCUGAUGAAAAUAAACACGGAUCUGUUCCUUUCUGUUCCCUCUGCCAAUGGGGAAAGAGAAGGAGCGAGAUGAAGCCUGCAGUCCUGCGGGGUGUGGUGAGAGGCAGGUAUGGGGAGGUGUGGGUGAUGCUUCAUGCCCAGGAGGCAGGCAGAGUGACAAAGAAUGGGAAUGAGCAGGCAGUGCGUGGCCGUCUGUGUUGAUUAGUGUCCCCACAGUGCUUGUGAGCCUGUAGGAACAGGAGAGGCACCGCCGCAGCCGGUGGAGCGAGCCCCUUUCAGGUCUCUCCCCAGUGGCCUUUUGGCAGCUCCGUUUGUCUCCUGUGCUGCUGGGAGCACGGGGCAUGUUUUGGCUGCUGGGAAGAGCUGGUGUGUCGUCGGGAGUGCCUUUCCCAGGAGCUUUUCUUGCCUUUGAAGGGAAGAGGAGCAAACAGGUCAAACCUGCAUGAAACCAAGUGGAGAAGCAGGAUGCUUCAGAGGCUAGCUCACCUCAAGGUGGACCCAUGGUACAGCCUGGGCUCCAGCCUGGUUUUGACUCCAUCCCUCUACACUCUCCUUUUGAGGCUGGAGGGAUGGCUCUGGGUGGGCUCAGAGCCUCAGUAUACGCCGUUCACCUACAGGGGUGGCAGAAUGGAGGGGGAUGCCAAGGUGUUUCCUUGUGCUGGUAUCAGUGCAAGUUCUUGUCUGCACCUCCUCCGGGUGAGCCCCUCAGCUGCUGUCCCCUUGCUCUUUUGCUCCUGGGGUGCUUAUGCAGCCUAAGUUGAGCCAUGUCUACCUUGGGGUCUGCCAGGUAAGGAAUCCCUCUGCCUGUCCUGCUCCAGAAAGCAAGUUUAGCAAGGCAUCCUCACAGAGUGCAUCUGAGGGCCAGUGCAAGUCUGGGCAGUUUUCCUCCCUCUGGUGUGUUAGGUGGCAUCAUGCACUGAAGUACAGCAGCUCACCCGAGUAGCUUUGGUGCCAAAUGUAGCUGUUCUCCAGCAGGCAGGCCUGGGAGGUCUCACUGGCAAGGGUGUAGGUUUGGACAGUGAGCUGCCAGCCUGGCACCAUGGCCAACAGCAGCAGCUGCUGUUCUGCGCCUGCAUGGUGAUGGAAUAGCCAGCCUUCCUGGCUGUGUGCUUCCCCUCCUUGUGAUGUUUCCCUUGUCCUGGCCUCCUCCUCCUCCUCCCCCCACAUCCCUCUCUCAUCUCUGCAGCUUGAGCUUCUGUUCUCUGGGCUGGCUGGGGCUCCUGUUUGCUGAAGGGGAGCACCAGGCAGCUCUGUAGAGCUUAGUCUGGUGUUUCCCAUCAUCUGCUGGAAAAGAUGAGGAAGGGAGGAAAGCAUGAAGCCCUGGCCAGGGGCUCCCUCCACACACGCAGCACUGUUGUAAAGUCCUUCUUGGCUGGAUUUGGGAUACAGGAGCCAGAAUGAGGGGGUGAAGAUACAGCAGUGACAGCUACCAUGAUGCUAGUGUGACCUGGUAAGUCAUGUGUCAUGGUUGGGAUUGGAAAUCUUGAAGAUCUUUUCAGGCCUAGAUGGUUCUGGUCCUGAUUAUCAUGAGACAAGUUCUUGAGUGGUCACAGAAUUGUGGAAUAUCUGGAGUUGGAAUGGACCCAACUCAUUUUGCAAACUUUCGUAUGAGAGAUUAGACGAGGUGUGUGACUUAACAAGAACAGGAGAGCUUCAGGCAGAGGCCACCAGCAGUGAAUGAAUAAAUCAGCAGUCAUGAUAAUCAACAGCAAAUACCGAGGUCUGACAAAGAGCUUUCAUAAAAUCACAGAACAUCCCGAGCUGGAAGGGACCCCCGAGGAUCACCAAGCCCAACCCCCGGCCCCACACAGCACCCCAGCCCCAGUGUCAGUGGUGUCCCAGCGCUCCCUGAGCUCCGGCAUCAGGGCCGUGCCCACUGCCCUGGGCAGCCUGUGCCAUGCCCACCGCCCUCUGGGGCACAGCCUUUCCCUCACCCCCCCCUGCCCUCCCCUGACGCAGCUCCAUGCCGUUCCCUCAGCCCUGUUGCUGUGCAGACAGCAGAGCUCAGCGCUGCCCUCUGCUCCCUGGGAGAGCUGCAGCUGCCGUCAGGCCUCCCCUCCGCUCCUCUGCUCUGUGUUGAGCAAAUGAAGAUGAUGCAAUGCAAUUUGGUUGCUGCAGGGUCUCUCCUUGUGCCCUGAGCCAUCUCUGGUGCUGGCAGGAGUUUCCUGGCCCUUCAUUGUCACCUGAGCUCUCCUGCACCACCCAAGGGGUUUUGCAUGGUAAUGACUUUUGCAUUCUCGAGGGCCCUCAUUUAAUUUUGGGGAAGCAUUUUGUCGUACUUCAAGGCCACAGUGCAGGGAGCACAUGGCUCAUCCUGACUUUACUUGACAUCUGUCUGCUGUGCUUCCUUUAAUGGGAGAGAAACAAAACAGCCUUGCUGUGUCAGCCAGAAAGCCUUGCCUUCAUAGCAUCGUGGAAUCACAGAAUCAUCUGGCUUGGGUAAGACCUUCAAGAUGACCAAGUCCAGCUGUCCAUCAGACCUACUGCAUCCCAUUGCUUAACCAUGUCUCUUAGUGCCACAUCCACACAUGUCUUAAACAACUCUAGGGAGGGGGGCUUGCUGCUUCCCUGGGAAGCCUGUUCCAGUGCUUGACCACCCUUUCCAUGAAGAAAUUCUUAAUGAUGCCCAACUUAAGCCUCCCCUGGCACAAUUUGAGACCGUUUCUUCUCAAUACUUGGGGCAGGAGUCUGACAUUCUCCUUGCUGCAGCCUCCUUUCAGGCAUUUGUAGAGCAGUGACUCCUGUUGUCCUUUUCCUGACCAUCCCCAGUUCCCUCAGCUGCUCCCCAUCACACUUGUGCUCCAGACCCCUCACAGCCCUGCUGCCCUUCUCUGGACACGCUGCAGCCCUCGGUGUCUUUCUUGCAGUGAGGGCCCAGCACUGAGCACAGCACUCGAGGUGCGGCCAAUGCAGAGGGAUGCUCACCUUCUAGUCUUAUUAGCCAUGCUAUUUCUGAUGCAGGCUUCUUGGCCACCUGGGCAUUCUGCUGGCUUCUGUUCAACCCACCCAGACCAGAUGUGUCUCCAACCUGCUGCGUGCUGCUGGUAGCACGCGUCAGCCAUAAAUCAGCGUUCCUGAGGAGGCCAGGGAAUUGCUGGAGGGCUCCGAGAGCGCCUGGGAGAGUCAGUUGGCAGCACCAGUGGGUGCAGUGAGCUCAGCGCUGGUGCUGAGUCACACUCAAAGCAUGUGUGCUCCUCACUGGGGCUUGGCAGCCCAGCCGACACGAGGUCUGCGCGGGAGCCUUUGGCUGACGGGCCGUUAAGGAGGGUUUAAUUGAGCCAGCAGGAUUUCCAGCUCCAACCGCCAGGCUUGCGGCCUUCUCAUCUUGCUUGCUGCUCUGUCUCGAGGGCUUGGUGGUAUUGGCUCUGGCUUCAGCUUGAAGGUCGGGCAGCACCUGAUGUACUUCUCUGCGGUGAUCCUCUGCAUUGCAGGGGCAGUGGGCUCGGAGAUCUGUGCCUCGUGGUGCAAGGCUAGCUGGGCUUGGGUGGCUGUGGGCCACCACACAGCCCUGCGUACUGCAUCCUUUCCCUGGAGUUGCUCCCACCAGGGAUGCCCAGGCAUCCUCUUGUGACAGCUGCCAGGAGGAUGGGCACAGCCCUGUGUGCAGGGCAUGGUUCAGAGCAGUGUCAGCCUGCCUUUCAGAUGGCCAGGGAGUUGUUCUGACCGAGGCCAACUGUGCUGGUUCAGCAGCCCAAGCCAGCUGUGGGAGCCGCCGUAGCUGCUGGGAUUCCCUGGCUCAGUGUAGCAUCCCCACUGCAGGAGCAAGGUGCUGGGCAUCCGCCAUCAAAACAAGACUGCUAAUGAAUCCCUUGGCCUUGGAGACCACCUGCCUAGCAUGCGGGCUGUCCCACCAGACUGGGAGCAGCCCUGCUCUUUCUGAGAGUGAGGAGGAACCUUCCAGAAAGGCCUCAUCACUCCAUGGGUUCGGAGUGGUGAUCCUGGUGCUGUUCUGGACCUCGCUACCUCCCACCACCCUGUCCUCAGCCAUGUUGUUUUGGGUGGCUCUGCUUUUAUCCUGCUGCCUGGAGGCCACGCAGGUAAGCUGGUCCUCGUGCAGAGCCUUUCUCUGGGUUGGUACUGGGAUGUUCUCCCACAGUGGAUGUUUGAGCAGCUCCUGUUCCUGCUUCUGAACUGCGUGGGGUGGACUGUUCCCCUUCCCACGGCCAGCUGCCCCCAGCACAGUGCUGUGAGCACUGCCUCCAUGUUCACUCCAUGACUGAUUUACAGCCCUCGACCCCCCAGUGGCUUUGUUCUGCUUUCGUGCAAUAACUGCUCAGAAAUUUGGCUGUGCCAUUCCUGAGGACGGGCCCUGGAAAGGCAGGGAGAGUUGCUAGCCAUGGGGAAGAGAAUCCCCGCAGCUCCCAGUCUCUCUGAACAGUGCUGGGGAGGCUAAUGGGAAUUGCACUACAUGUUUAUAGGGUUUUUUUCUGCAUCUUUUUUUUCUUAUUUCUCAAGCUUGAUUUGAAGGGUUGAGUGGAAUUCUUGGUGGUUGCCCUGUGUGCGGAGGUUGGUGGGGAGAGGUGCUGUGGUCCCCACCACAGAGCAGCUGAGGCUCGAUGUUCUACAGGGAGCCAAGAUGCUCCCAAACAAGGGCCUGCAUCUGCCGUGCAUUGCAGGGCUCCUGCUGUGGGCCGUGAUGUUCUGUGGUGGCCCGGGUCUGGUGCAAAUGCAGUCUUGCAUUGUCACACAGGGAUGGAGGUGAGGAAGGAGUGAUCCAGCUCUGCAGUUUUCAUCUGGGACCCAAGCCAAACUGUGGGAUGUACUGUGAGAUGAGCAGAUGCUUCCAGCUGUUACAGGAUUGGGAUGCCUCUGUGUGUACUUUGAACUUGGGUUGCUUUAUCUCUGGAUCAGUAAAUCCCACUUGGAAGGCUGCAUAUCUGGGUGCUUUGCGACAGGACUCUUGGAAGAAUUUCUGGUCCCUUUUGGUUGCCAGGUGUGUGGCAUGGCCAAAGGGACAAAGAGAGAGUGUUUUCCUGCACCCCUCAUUGUCUUGGCCUGCCCUUGGAGCUCCUGGUGCUGGAAGCCAGAGCCACUCUAGCACAGCAUCUCUUGGAAACGUGGGGUUGGACCCGUCCAGCUGUGCUGGUGACUCACAUAGGGAUAAUCUUUUUCCCAGGCACGAGGCAAGUUUUUCUUUUUACUUUAACUAGAGUGGGACACAUUGUGGUUUUAAAAGGCUAACAUGAUGGGUGCCCAAAGGCGUUCCAGAUGUCGAGCUUGCUCAGACCAGACUCGCCAUGCUCGGAGCUCCUUGCCUGCAUCAAACCAUUUCCAUCUGGCCUGGCGGGGGAGAGGGGUUUAUUGCAACUCGACCCAUUUGAGAGGCUUUCUCAACUGGAGCCUCUCGCAGAGAGGAACGUGCUGGCUGGAAAUCAUUUGGAGAUGCAAAUCUCUCUGGGUGUUUGGCUUGGCUGCUGUUUCUGCAGUAUCUGCUAAGCAGUGGAAUAGACUGUGCACGGAGCAGGCGCGCUCUGAGCGGCUGCUUUACGUGGCUGUAGGGACCAACCCACCAGGCAGUGGAGUUGCUUGUGUUAUUCAGCUGUAAUGAUUUUUUUCUUGCCUUGCUGGUGCAAGUGAGUGUGCUGGCUCCGUGGUUGAGACCAGGAGGGGAUGAAAAGCUGACCCGUGUGUCGUUCCGUGCCAAAAAUCUGCAUUUACAGGAGCGUGUUUGUAAUGAACUGUGCCAGGAAACACAUGGCUUGCUCGAGCCGUGAAUGGGAGGUCUGUACGGGGCCCUGCACACACUGAGAGCCUUGCCAGGACAAAGAGCAGAUGCUGGCGUGCCGUUCUUGCCUGGUGGCAAGGCACUGCUGGCAGGAAAGAAUGGCUGCUGGCUGUUUGGGGUGAUGGACCUCCAUGGGGGGGGGAGAGAGAAAAGGGUGGUUUUCCAUGUCUCGAUGGAGAUGAUUUGAUCCUGAGAUUGGGGCUGCCCAUGCCCGUCCCACAUUGGGCUCCCUGGGGCAUGGGACUCGAGGGUGAGCCGCUCGGUGCUUUCUGCUGAGGUUGGAUGCUCUUUUCCUAUGAAGGCUGCCUCUGGGGGGUGCUGCCUUGAUGGCUGUGCCACCUGUGUGCCCUGGAGCCAGAAGGGGCAGCUGUACCCCUGGAGGCACCAGGCCCCACACUGCCUGCAGGUGAGGGGAGUGGCGGUCCCCUCUGCUGUGUGCUGCACAGCCUCACUGCCAGCACUGCCAGCGGUCUGAGUGCUGCAGUACAAAAAAGACGUGCCCAGAAGUACCUCCUCUCUGCAGAAAAGUGGUCACUGCAGGGUGCCCAGGUCCUUCUGCAGUGUUUGAGGUCCUCUCUGCCAGGCAGCCGUGCCCUGUGCCACAACUCCCUGCAGGAGCUGGCUGGUUUUGCACCUGGCUCUUUCCAUUGCAUCCUGGUACCUUUGGUGUUGGUUUUUGUUUUCUUUUUUUGCCCUCUUCAGCUGAGCAGAUGUGGAGCUUCCUGCUGAUGGGAGAAGAUAGUUCCCUUCUGGGUAGGAUGCAUGCAGUCUGUGUUUUGCUGCCCUGAGUGCUGCAGAUGCAUUGUAGUUCCUCUCAUCCACAUACCCAGCGUUAAAGGAGCUGGCUUGCACAUGUGGCAGGGCAAAGGCAGGGUGAACUUUGCGGAAUUGCUCUGGGAGGUAAGGCUGCAGGAUAGCACUGCUGUGGCCUAGCUGCAAGCUGCAGAAUCCCCACAGACCUUUCCAAACCAGGAAACCUUACAACCUUUUCCUAAUUCCUAUUCUCAUGCCUUUAGCAUGUUCGGUGGCCAGCAGCUUUGGGAUUACUCACAUCCUUACGUCAGCCGUGGUGUCUCAAGAGCCAGCUAACCUAGGCUUUUGGGGGUCAAAAAGAAUAAUAUGAGUCCUUUCUUUAUUCCCUUGUGUCCUCAGCCCAGAGCUUGCCCAGCUCACUGAUGCCACGAUAUGGGUGGCCCCUGGUGGGGAAGGGCAUGGAUGUCCCAAAGCGACAUGCAGCACUGCUGCCCGCUCCCAGCUCUGCUUCCCAGCGUGGCUGUAGGUGAGCUGCAGGCACGGCAGGGAUCAGGGCUGUGCAGCAGCUGAGGGCUUUGUGGUCGAGGCUGCAUUCCCCAGCGAUGUCGUUAGUCAGGGAGACAAUGAUCUUCUCGGAUCACUUCAAGAUGCGGCCCGCCAGGCGGAGCAGGGAUUGUGCUGCCUGGCCGCCUCGGUUCGUGCAGAGCUGCAGCAGCCAGAUGGGCUUGGAGGAGUUUGGGAGGAAGGUGUAGGGGCCAAGUCUUGGGGACAUCCCAAGCCCAAAAGGUGCAUUGAGAUCCGCUUGGUGGCAAUUCAAGCCAGAAAUGCAAGUGUUUGCGUGAGGGUGUUUUCAUGGGAAUUUGCCGUUUGCAACCUUAAAGCGAUGAAACUAAUUUUGAGCAGGGCAGUAUCUCAGUGCAUGAAGGUCGCUGUGUUCCUGGAUCUGGAUCCUUGCUGUGAGAAUGCACUCGGAGCUGGCAUGUGGUGGAGCCUUCUCUCCUCUUCCCACUGGUGCCUGUCCCUCCCCUUUGUGGGGUCUGGCAAUGCCACCAGGGGACCCACAGCGGUGGGGGCUCAGGCAGCCAUCCGUUUUGCCAAGGAGCCGUACUCACAGGACGCCCUGCAUGGCCGCAGUGCCAUCCUCCGCUGUGAGGUGGAGGAGCCGGCCUACGUGGAAUUUGAGUGGCUGCAGAACGGGCUCCCCAUCCAGGACACGGAGCAGCGCUUCAAGGAAGGCAGCAACCUCCAGUUUGCUGCUGUCGACCGGCAUCGGGAUGCUGGGAGCUUCCAGUGCGUGGCGAGGAAUGUGCAGACCGGGGAGGAGGCUCGCACAGCCAACGCGUCCUUCAAUAUCAAGUGGAUCGAGACGGGCGGCGUGGUGCUGAAGCAGCCGGCCAGCGCAGCUGAGAUCCAGCCCUCCUCCACGGUGGUGCUGCGGUGUCACAUCGACGGCCACCCGCGCCCCACAUGGCAGUGGUUUCGGGACGGUGCUCCGCUCCCCGACGGCCGUGGCACCUAUUCUGUCAGCAGCAAGGAGCGGACCCUCACCCUGCGCAGCGCCAGCCCCGAUGACAACGGUCUCUACUACUGCUGUGCCCGCAGCGCCGUUGGCUCCGUGUGCAGCCAGGACAACUUCACACUGAAUAUCAUCGAUGAGAGCUUCCCCCAGGCAGUGAUCGUCCCGCAGGACCUCAUCGUGACCAAGAACGAAGAGGCCAUGUUUGAUUGCCAGUUUGCAGCCGUGCCCCCUCCCACGCAGGAGUGGCUCUUUGAAGACAGCCCCAUCACCAACAGAUCCAAGACAACUGUGUUUGCCAAUGGCUCCCUGCUGAUCACCCAGGUGAAGGCCCGCAGCACCGGUGUCUACAAGUGCAUUGGCCAUGGGCAGAAGGGGAAAGCUCUUGUGCUGAAGGCGACUCUGCGGCUGGCAGAGAUCGAAGAGAUGGCACCCUUCUCCCCGAAGGUGUUGACGGCGAACCAGGGGCACCGUGUGUCGUGUGCUGCCCCACGGGGUGUACCCACACCCCAGGUCUGGUGGGAGAGAAACCAGGAGCGGGUCCCCACUGCUGGCAGGGUGUACCAAGAGGCAGAGCAGCUCGUUUUCACCAGCAUCACCGAGGCAGAUGCGGGGACCUAUACGUGCCAUGCUGCCAACAAGGCUGGGGAGAAGAAACAGGAGCUGAGCAUCACCGUGGCUACGGUACCCAAGUGGGUGGAGAUGCCCAAGGACAGCCAGCUGGAGGAGAGCAAACCAGGAUACCUGCAUUGCCUCAGCAAGGCUUCCCUGAAACCUACAGUCACCUGGUACCGCAAUGGCGUCUCCAUCUCUGAGGACUCACGCUUUGAAAUCUCAGAGAACGGGACGCUGCGCAUCAACAACGUGGAGGUGUAUGAUGGGACAAUGUACAAGUGUGUGAGCAGCACGCCGGCGGGCAGCAUCGAGGGAUACGCACGGGUGCACGUGCUAGAGAAGUUAAAGUUCACCCCUCCACCCCAGCCGCUGCAGUGCAUGGAGUUCAACAAGGAGGUUACGGUGUCCUGCUCAGCCACUGGCCGGGAAAAACCCACCAUCCAGUGGACUAAAACAGAUGGGAGUAGCCUGCCAUCCCAUGUCAGCCACAGAGCUGGCAUCUUGUCCUUCCACAAGGUGAGCAGGAGCGACUCAGGAAACUACACGUGCAUUGCCUCCAACAACCCACAGGGUGAGAUCCGUGCCACUGUGCAGCUGGUGGUGGCAGUUUAUGUCACCUUCAAGCUGGAACCAGAGCCUACAACUGUGUACCAGGGGCACACAGCCAUGUUCCAGUGCCAGGCAGAGGGGGACCCCGUGCCACAUAUCCAGUGGAAAGGGAAAGACAAGAUUUUGGAUCCCAGCAAGCUUCUGCCCAGGAUUCAGAUCAUGCCCAAUGGCUCCCUGGUCAUUUACGAUGUCACCACCGAGGACUCUGGAAAAUACACCUGUAUUGCCGGCAACAGCUGCAACAUCAAGCACCGCGAGGCCUUCCUCUAUGUUGUAGACAAGCCGGCAGCAGAAGAAGAUGAGGGACUCGGCAGCCACACGCCCUACAAAAUGAUCCAGACCAUCGGGCUGUCGGUGGGAGCAGCUGUCGCCUACAUUAUUAUUGUGCUGGGGCUGAUGUUCUACUGCAAGAAGCGGAGGAAAGCCAAGAGGCUGAAGAAGCACCCGGAGGGCGAGGAGCCCGAGAUGGAGUGUCUGAACGGCGGUACUUUGCUGCAGAAUGGGCAGACGACAGCGGAGAUCCAGGAGGAGGUGGCCUUGACCAACCUGGGCAGCAGCUCUGGGGCCAGCAAGCGGCACAGUGCCGCUGACAAGAUGCACUUCCCCCGUUCCAACCUGCAGACAAUCACUACCUUGGGUAGGGGGGAAUUCGGUGAAGUCUUCCUGGCCAAGGCAAAAGGUGCAGAGGAUGGCGAGGGCGAAACGCUGGUGCUGGUGAAGAGCCUGCAGACAAGGGAUGAGCAGCUGCAGCUGGACUUCAGGCGCGAGGCAGAGAUGUUUGGCAAGCUGAACCAUGCCAACGUGGUGCGACUGCUGGGGCUGUGCCGUGAGGCUGAGCCGCACUACAUGGUCCUGGAGUACGUGGACUUGGGGGACCUGAAGCAGUUCCUGAGAAUCUCCAAGAGCAAGGAUGAGUCCCUGAAGCCUCAGCCCCUCAGCACCAAGCACAAGGUGUCUCUCUGCACGCAGGUGGCCCUGGGGAUGGAGCACCUCUCCAACGGCAGGUUCGUGCACCGGGACUUGGCGGCCAGGAACUGCCUGGUGAGCGCCCAGAGGCAGGUCAAGGUCUCAGCCCUGAGUCUCAGCAAGGAUGUGUACAACAGCGAGUACUACCACUUCCGCCAGGCCUGGAUCCCGCUGCGCUGGAUGCCGCCCGAAGCUGUGCUGGAGGAUGAGUUCUCCACCAAGUCAGACGUGUGGUCCUUCGGGGUGCUCAUGUGGGAGGUGUUCACGCAGGGGGAGAUGCCAUACGCCCCGCUGGCGGAUGAUGAGGUCCUAGCAGGUCUGCAGUCAGGAAAGACGAAGCUCCCGCAGCCCGAGGGCUGCCCUUCACGCCUCGCCAAGCUGAUGCAGCGCUGCUGGGCGCCCAGCCCCAAGGACCGACCCUCCUUCAGCGAGCUCGCAGCCGCCCUCGGGGACAGCCCGGCUGACAGCAAAGCCUGAGCACCUUGCUGGGGAAGGAUGCGGCGGGGCGGGCAGGGGCUCUGCGGCUGCCCCCAGCGCUCCCGCAGCCUUCGCUGAGCCUGACCCCAACACACGGCACCAGCGGCUGCUGGACUCAAAGCACAAGCCAGUGUACUCCCCUCACACACCCCUCUCCUCCAUGGGUCCAAAAAGCCCGUGGGCUGCUGGCACCGGGCUCGCCCUCCCCGCUCGCCACGUGCAUAUCUGUCCGUCCGUCUGUGCUAGGCAUGCCUGCGGGCAUGGGCCCGCCAUCAGGAACCCAAAGUGCCUGGCAUAUGAAGGAGACGCUCCACCACCUUUCCCCACAUCCCUUCCCCGUGCCUUUUUUUGUACGACUCCUGGGGGCAGCGCUCUCCUCCUCCUCCCCCCUCCCCGGCACGCUGCCUCCUCCCCACCAUAGUAUUUCUGUUACUGGAACGCAGCCUAGAGUGGGUUAGUUUGUUUGCUUGAGCGGAGGGUACCGCAGCCAAGAAUGGUUGGGUUUUGUUGGGUUUAUAUGUGCUGCUCUCAAUAAAGAAGGCUUUUUUUUUUUU